Messenger RNA from Anguilla anguilla (European eel), 2226 nucleotides. RefSeq names its product actin-like 6A (gene actl6a). The record is from RefSeq and is a predicted model, not a curated record. Gene Ontology annotation, molecular function: chromatin binding. The coding region runs from base 150 to 1454 and encodes 434 amino acids. Gene Ontology annotation, biological process: regulation of transcription by RNA polymerase II; nervous system development. The transcript is spliced from 14 exons. Lineage: Eukaryota; Metazoa; Chordata; Actinopteri; Anguilliformes; Anguillidae. Gene Ontology annotation, cellular component: SWI/SNF complex; NuA4 histone acetyltransferase complex.
UUGCCGCUUCAUGUUAGGUGGCUUGAGUGAAGGAAAUCAAAGGGGGUUAUUUUCUUUUGUUGGAAUUAAAAGGGUUUGGGGGGGUUGUGUGAUUUCAAAGUAUUGAUAUCGUUAGCAAAUUAUUACUCUACAUUUAGCCAACGGAAAGUAUGAGUGGAGGCGUUUAUGGAGGAGAUGAGGUUGGAGCCCUGGUGUUUGAUAUUGGAUCAUACACAGUGAGGGCGGGCUAUGCCGGAGAAGACUGUCCUAAGGCCGACUUCCCCACGGUGAUCGGAGUUACCCUGGACCGGGAAGAUGGCAGCGUUCCUAUGGAGACGGACGGAGAAAAGAGCAAACAAAGUGGAACCACCUACUACAUCGACACCAACCAGCUUAGGGUGGCGCGGGAAAACAUGGAGGUCAUGUCCCCCUUGAAGAAUGGAAUGAUUGAGGAUUGGGACAGCUUCCAGGCCAUCUUGGAUCACACCUACAAGAUGCACUUCAAGUCUGAGCCCAGCCUGCACCCUGUGCUCAUGUCAGAGGCGUCUUGGAAUACGAGAGCCAAGAGGGAGAAGUUGACGGAACUGAUGUUCGAGCAUUACAACAUCCCGGCGUUCUUCCUGUGCAAGACCGCCGUCCUCUCAUCCUUUGCCAACGGGCGAUCAACCGGCCUGGUGUUAGACAGCGGAGCCACACAUACAACGGCCAUCCCAGUGCAUGAUGGGUAUGUUCUGCAGCAAGGCAUUGUGAAGUCCCCUCUGGCGGGCGACUUCAUGAGCAUGCAGUGCCGAGAGCUGUUCCAGGAGCUGAGCGUGGAGAUCGUGCCGCCCUACAUGAUCGCCUCAAAGGUGAGACCUGCCAAAGAAGCGGUGCGCGAAGGCGCCACGCCCAACUGGAAGAAGAAGGAGAAGCUACCUCAGGUCACCCGCUCGUGGCAUAACUACAUGUGCAACACUGUGAUCCAGGACUUCCAGGCGUCGGUUCUCCAGGUCUCGGAUUCGCCAUAUGAUGAACAGGUGGCUGCGCAGAUGCCCACGGUUCACUACGAGCUGCCCAACGGCUACAACUGCGACUUCGGGGCCGAGAGGCUGAAGAUCCCCGAGGGGCUGUUCGACCCGUCCAACGCCAAGGGUCUGUCGGGGAACACCAUGCUGGGGGUGGGUCAUGUGGUCACCACCAGCGUGGGGAUGUGCGACAUCGAUAUCCGCCCGGGUCUGUACGGCAGUGUGGUCGUCACCGGAGGGAACACGCUGAUCCAGGGAUUCACGGACCGGCUCAACAGAGAGCUGUCCCAGAAGACCCCGCCCAGCAUGCGUCUGAAGCUGAUCGCCAACAACACCACGGUGGAGCGUCGGUUCAGCGCCUGGAUCGGGGGCUCCAUCCUGGCAUCGCUGGGAACCUUCCAGCAGAUGUGGAUUUCCAAGCAGGAGUACGAGGAGGGCGGAAAACAGUGCGUAGACAGGAAGUGUCCUUAACCGAGCACGACACCUCACUUCCUUUAGCACCCGAAAUAUCUCGCUUCAGUCUAGCCUUUCCAGUGGACUCAGGAACACCCGAGGAUAUUACUUUCUGUAGGGUUUCUUUCUUUUUUGUUUGUUUGUUGUUCGUUUUUAAACCAGUUUAAACGGCAAAUGAAAGCUUGCUUCCUUUGUACCUCUGUAAGUAGAAAACAUUUGUGGUGAACCACAGUCGGCCAACUCCUAGUUUUCUGGUGAUUUUUUCCUAUGAAGUCGCGUGAAUGUGGUUAAUGUUCUAUUGAACCUUCAGCUUUGUUAUUUUUGAUAGAACAUUUUCUAAUUCUAUUUUGAUAUCAAAAUUGUUAGCAGGAAAUUAUUAUUUUUCAAGCAAGUUUUGUUUUAACUAAUGGAUCUUGCCCCAAGGUCCAUCGGGGGUAUUCACUUAAUAGUUGUCUGUUAUGUCUGGCAAUUUCCUCCACUGCUGUUUGCAACAGUUGAUUGGAAUCACUGCAAUGGUUUCUCCUGAUGCCUUCCAGUGUGACGAAAAACACUGAAAGUCGCUCGCUGAAAAUGUUAAUUCCGUAUUUUAUUAGCUGUAAAACAAGUUGAGAGGCCAUGGGCUGUCUUCAGACAAAGCCGUUUUAAGUGAUUCUUUUUGUUAUUAAAAAUGCCUAUCUUGGUGCAAAUGUGUAUGACUGACUGUACUUUGGUAUUCAGAAAUUAGUAGCCACGGGAAAUUUUAAGUCACUAUUUUCAACAAUACAGCAAUAAAAUUACAUUUACCAAUUCA